Messenger RNA from Benincasa hispida (wax gourd), 1564 nucleotides. RefSeq names its product TraB family protein. Lineage: Eukaryota; Viridiplantae; Streptophyta; Magnoliopsida; Cucurbitales; Cucurbitaceae. The record is from RefSeq and is a predicted model, not a curated record.
GAGUCCACAAAAUAUAUAAAAUCUGUCUUUUCAAUGCUCAAUGCUACACAUAUAGGACACUGAAUCAAGAUCAAGAUGGUUAUUUUCUAAGUACUUUUUUCUUUUCUUUUUCUUUUUCUUUUUCUUUUUCUUUUUUCUUUUUCCCUGGUCAAAUCAGCAUGAUCCAAAUCCAUUUGUUAUCCGCAAAAAGUUUUCCCCAAAUCAAAUCUGUGUAUGGCCGUCAAAGGUCGCUUCUUUUUCUUAUCUUCUUCCUCUACCACUUCCCUGCUUUCAUCCAUGGAGGCUCUUAAAUCCACUGCCAUUCCCAUUUUCAGAUCCUGCCCACUUUCAUUCGCCACUAAGUCUUUAAAACCCAUCAACGUUUCCAUUAAGCCGCCCCCAUCAGACUUUGAUUUCCGAUCGGAAAUAUCUUGGGCUUCCAGAGCCGCCAUUGCUGAAGCUCACCCUGAGUUGCUUGAUUUGGCUGACGAUGGCACAUUGGUUUUGGUUGACAAGACCAGAUUUGGGCCUGUCCCUGCAUGGAGGGCUGAAUUUGUGGAGCCCCAAGCAAUAUGGCUGGUCGGAACUUCGCAUAUUUCUCCCAAAUCGGUUAAGGAUGUCGAGCGAGUUGUUCGACAAGUGAAGCCUGAUAAUGUGGUGGUCGAGCUUUGCAGGAGCAGAGCUGGUAUCAUGUAUACUUUAGAUACCGGUGAGCCAGACCAAAAACUGAAAUCCAACAUGUUCUCCUUGAGUGGGGAUGGUUUUUUGGGUGCUGUUGGUCGCAGCAUAAACCUAGGAGGUCAAACUGCUCUUGCUUUGCGUCUGCUUCUAGCAGUUUUUUCAUCCAAAAUUUCAUCAGAUGUCAACCGUCCUUUUGGAGAUGAGUUUCGAGCUGCUCGUAAAGCAUCUGAAGAAGUUGGUGCUCAAAUAGUUUUAGGGGACCGGCCAAUUGAAAUAACUCUAGAAAGGGCAUGGAAUGCUCUGACUUGGACUGAGAAGUUGAGUUUAGUAAGCUCAGUUGUUCGUGGAAUAACAUCGGAAUCUGAUUUUUCUCAGAACAAUGAUGAGGAAUCUGGUGGAAAUGGUAGUUCUUUGCAGCUUUAUGAAAAGCUUAGUUUUUCUUAUCCAUCCCUCCUUCAACCUCUCAUUCAUGAACGAGAUACUUUGCAUUUGCAGUACCUUGCAUGGUCUUUGAAGCGUAGCAAGGCAGUGAACAAGAGCAAGGGGGUGGUUGGGGUGAUUGGAAGAGGCCAUAUGAAUGGUGUCAUUUACGCAUUAAUAUCAGACCAAGGAAACUUGCGAUUUCGAGAUCUCGCAGGUAAGAAAGCUGGAGAAAGUAAUUCCAAUGGCUUUGUUAGCAGUCUCAUGCGGAGCUUGGUUAGAGACACCAUAAUUGGUGUUGUCUUGUGGAUUUUAUAUGAACAAUUAAAACAACUACACAUAGUAUCUUAGCAAGUUAGGCGCAAACUGAUACUUCUUUGCAAUUCAUAUCUUUGCAGAAAAUUAAUCGAAAAUUAUAUACACAGUGAAUAUGUGUAAAGAUAUCAUUUGAUCGUUGUAUCUGUAUUUAUCGAUUUUUCAACAA